AUGACCUUCCCGGUGCCAGCGGUCUGUAACUGGCCCCAGCCCCUUCCAAGCCUCAGUGCCUCCGCGCCUCGGCGGGAAGCAGCCUUGCUUGCAGGUAAGGAGAUCGGGGUGUUCACGGAGGGGGACCCCAGAACUCAGCUCUCCCUCAGUCCGGCAGCCCUGGUUCCUAGGGCCACCUUUCGGGAACAAACACCUCGGAGCUUCGGGAUUCCCACCCCCACAGCGGAGGAGCUGGCAGCCCUUGAAGCUCCCGUUUGUUCUGAUCCUGUUGAUUUCUGUGUUUGUUGUAGAAUAUUUGGAAUUCUGCUGGUCUUUGUGGAUGUGGCUUUCAUCAUUAUAGACCUACUUGUCACUGAUAAAACAACGUACAUUCCUUUGGAAUACCGUUCAAUUUCCUUAUCUAUUGCUCUAUUUUUUUUCAUGGAUAUUCUUCUUCGAGUAUUUGUAGAAGGGGCACAAUUUUAUUUUUCUGACAUAGUUAAUUCUAUAGAUGCUGUGAUUAUCCUGGUGACUCUAGUAAUUGAUUUCAUUUAUAUUUUUAAUGACUUUGAGAUUUUUGAAGAUAUCCCCAGAUUGAUCAUGUUCCUCCGAGCACUGCGACUCAUCAUUCUGAUGAGAAUUUUUCAUCUGGCAUACCAGAAAAGACAUCUCGAGAAGCUGACCAGAAGGAUGAUUUCAGGAAACAAACGACGGUACACGAAAGAUGGAUUUGACUUAGAUCUCACUUACAUCACUGGGCGCGUCAUUGCCAUGUCGUUCCCGUCUUCUGGAAAGCAGUCUUUCUACCGGAACCCCAUUCAGGAAGUCGUGCGGUUCCUGGACACCAAGCAUCGCAACCACUACCAAGUCUACAACCUCUGCAGUGAAAAAGCUUAUGACCCUAAGUACUUCCAUUAUAGGGUCCACCGAUACAUGGUUGAUGACCACAAUGUGCCCUCUCUGAGUGACAUGGUGGAGUUUUCCAAAGACGUGCAGAAGUGGAUGGCUCAAGACGACAAGAACAUCGUAGUGAUUCACUGCAUGGGAGGCAAAGGACGGACUGGAACGAUGGCCUGCGCCUACCUUAUUGCCUGUGGGCUGUUCACAACCGCGGAGGAAAGCCUUCACUUUUUUGGAGAACGACGAACAGAUAGAACCACCAGCAAAAAGUUUCAGGGAGUGGAAACUCCUUCUCAGAGCCGAUAUGUUGGAUAUUUUGCAGAUGUGAAAAACAUCUAUAACUUGACUCUCCCUCCAAGAAACUUGCUUAGGAUAAAAAAAAUUGUUAUUUAUUCAAUUCACGGCAAUGGAGAGGAUCUAAAAGUACAAAUAAUAAUGCGCCAAAAGGUUGUCUUUUCCUGUUCUGCUUCUAAGAACUGUAAGAUUGUCCACGACGUGGAAAAGGACACAGUGAGCAUCCACCUCUGCAACUGCCCCAUUCUGCACGACGACGUGAAGGUGCAGUUCCUGUCCUCGGUUCUUCCAAAAGACUACGACAACUGCCCGUUUUUCUUUUGGUUCCACACGUCCUUCAUACAGAACAACAGGCUUUAUCUUUCGAGGGAUAAAUUGGACAAUCCCCAUAAACCAAAAACAUGGAAAAUUUAUCGUCCAGGAUUUGCCGUUGAAAUAUAUUUUGAUGCCAUUGAUCAAGUUGUCGCUGAUACCUGAUUAAGUAGAAUUCCCCUUCCAGGACAGAAUCAUAUUCUUCCCAACCCCUGCCCCAUAUUUAUGUUUUCAAACCCUGUUUCCUCUCUGGUACACUAAUGUAUUUACAUACAUGUACAUAUGUUCUCGAAAAACCUAUUAAAUACAUAUUAAAUACAGACAAAGGAAUAUGUCAAUGGCGAUCUUCUUUUUCCUCUUUGAAGGAAUAUACGUCACACAAAGUUUUGUAUUGAGGCAAGUUUGGACGCAGUCCGCAGGAACAUCGUUUACCGCUUUUAACAACGUGAAUUAGAACUUCCAUAUGAAAGUAACUGAGGUAUUUAAAAACCGUGACUCUCCCCUAUAUGGUGGGUUCACUUCAUUUAGUUCUGUAUUUUUGGACGAGUAUUUCGUCCCUGCUCGGUUUCACAUUAUAACUUCAUAUUAGAAAAGCAGCCUCUAUUUUCUUCCCCCCUCUGAUUUACAAACUGACAAACACCAGAUUGGCAGCAAAGACCGUCUGAAACCCACAGCAAUGUC
This is a messenger RNA of Phyllostomus discolor (pale spear-nosed bat), 2166 nucleotides long. RefSeq names its product phosphatidylinositol 3,4,5-trisphosphate 3-phosphatase TPTE2-like. Bases 1 to 1650 code for a protein of 549 amino acids. Gene Ontology annotation, cellular component: cytosol. Gene Ontology annotation, biological process: protein dephosphorylation. NCBI's taxonomy places the organism in Eukaryota, Metazoa, Chordata, Mammalia, Chiroptera, Phyllostomidae. Gene Ontology annotation, molecular function: phosphatidylinositol-3,4,5-trisphosphate 3-phosphatase activity; protein tyrosine phosphatase activity. The record is from RefSeq and is a predicted model, not a curated record. The transcript is spliced from 17 exons.